CACAAUGACCAAGCUCUUCUUACUCACAUUACUCUUCCAAUCACUCAUUGCUGUCUCUGAACAUCACGGGUCAGGGCAGAGCGUUGCACCACCAAUUGCAGGUGGCACAACUCCCGCUGCCCCAUCCAGUGCCGCCCAAGAGUUCUUAGAUGCGCACAACAAGGUAAGAGCUGAGGUCGGAGUUGGCCCUCUGAAAUGGAGCAUCAUGCUCGCCAAUGCCACCAGCAUUAUUACGCGCUAUCAGAGGGACAAGCGUAGCUGCAGCUUUGCAAACUUAAGCAGCAUCAACUAUGGCCAACUUCAACUCCUGUUUAGAGGAUUGAUUGCAAUACCACCACAAGUAGCUGUGGAUAUCUGGGUUGCUGAAAAGAAGUUUUACAAUUAUGCUAACAACUCUUGCAUACUGGGCCACGAAUGCUUCUCUUACACCCAAGUGGUCUGGAAAAACUCGCUGGAACUUGGUUUGGUUGUGCUCAAGCUACUUGCUCCAACAACCACACUAUUCUAACCAUAUGUUUCUAUAAUCCACCUGGGUAAUUGGAGAGAAACCUUACUAAUCUAUCCACUUUUCUAAUCUACAAUUUUAUGCAGAAUCCAAAACUAUUGCUUUUUAUUUAA
This is a messenger RNA of Nicotiana tabacum (common tobacco), 618 nucleotides long. The record is from RefSeq and is a predicted model, not a curated record. Lineage: Eukaryota; Viridiplantae; Streptophyta; Magnoliopsida; Solanales; Solanaceae.